Archocentrus centrarchus (flier cichlid) is the source of this 1880-nucleotide messenger RNA. It is a transcript of the gene dusp14, whose product is annotated as dual specificity phosphatase 14. Lineage: Eukaryota; Metazoa; Chordata; Actinopteri; Cichliformes; Cichlidae. Gene Ontology annotation, biological process: protein dephosphorylation. Gene Ontology annotation, cellular component: cytoplasm. The transcript has 2 exons. Gene Ontology annotation, molecular function: MAP kinase tyrosine/serine/threonine phosphatase activity. The record is from RefSeq and is a predicted model, not a curated record. The coding region runs from base 411 to 1049 and encodes 212 amino acids.
UGUGGCACUGAUCACCCCUCAUACGGAGGCAGCGCUGCCCUCUGCACGCCGCUCCUGCCAGCGUAGAACCAGGCGGAUGUACCGAUGGCUCGUACUGUAUUUCUGGUGACUUUCACAUAAUGUUAUUGUGUGUUGCGGGCUGUUUGCCACCAUCCGGUCACUUGCCUUCCACCCGGCCGUCUGCAUGAUCGGACUGGCUGGAGGUAGAUGUGUGAAAGCAGCGGAUCCGUGCGCGCCGGUUUGGUGCAGGCGGCGAAAACGCUCUGAAAACCUCCAUCUCUGCCCGAGUGAGAGUCGACUGGAGCUGUCUGGCUGGUCCCACUGCACAACUAUGACUCUGAGCUCAUGAAGAUUUUGUAAAGGAAGAAAAAAAAAAAAUACAUCCCUGUUAAAGCCCACUUGUUUCCUCAAUGGCUUCCCGCAGCCAAGGCUUCUUCCAUCAUCAUCAUCACCACCACCACCAUCGCAACUCCAUGGUACCUGCAACGGUGCCGAGGCUGCUGCCCGAGAAUGGCAGCCUGCUGGGAGGCAUUGCACAAAUCACCCCCAAUCUCUUCCUCAGCAGAGGAAAUGUGGCUUCCAACCGUAGCCUGCUGCUGUCUAAAGGCAUCACCUGUGUGGUCAACGCCACCAUCGAGCUCCCCAACUUUAACUGGCCUCACAUGGAGUAUGUGAAGGUGCCACUGGCAGAUAUGCCCCACUCCCCCAUCUCCUUAUACUUCGACAGCGUGGCCGAUAAGAUCCACAGUGUGGGACGUAAACGAGGGGCGGUGCUGGUGCACUGUGCAGCAGGAGUGAGCCGCUCUGCCUCUCUGUGCCUGGCGUAUCUCAUGAAAUAUCACCGUGUGUCUCUAGCCGAGGCCCACGCCUGGGUCAAAGCCCGCCGCCCCGUCAUCAGGCCCAACGGCGGUUUCUGGCGCCAGCUCAUCGAGUACGAGAGGAAGCUGUUUGGUAGAAACUCUGUUAAGAUGGUGCAGACGCCCUACGGGGUCAUACCUGAUGUUUACGAGAGGGACCGCAGGAGCCUCGCUCCGUACUGGGGUCUGUGAGAGAGGCAGUGCCAACUGUUCAGUGAAGGGUUGACGAUGAAAGUGAAGCCCUUUUGCCCUUCUGGACUGGAGGUUCCUACCUGCUCUGGACAGAGAAAGUGGAGACACACAAGUAUGCAUGUGUGUGAAGCUUAAUUAAUGAACAGUGGUGCUUUUGGAAAGAGGGAGUUUAAUCAAACACUGGCUGUUGAUGGUGCUGCUGCUGAUCCAACCAAUUUUCUCCAAUUUAGUCUUCAAGUGGGAGAAAGACGACUUAAAGCCCAGAAUCCUGCAGACCAGAGGAUCGGAUAGGACCACAGUGAUGACAGACACCAACACAAGAUAAAACUUUGAGUUGAAGUCAGUGCCGUCCUUCUACCGGUCUGUCUUCCAGUCCAGGUGGUUGAUGAGUGCUCCAUACAGGUGUUCAAAGUGGUUGAGACUCUGCAACUCUGACAGUGAUGUGACUGAUGUUCUUUUCCUGACGUGGUGUCAUGUGAUGGUAUUGUGCCAGUUUUGCAGUAAUCCUUAGUGUGAAGGGCAGCAGCAUGCUCUUAAUUUAUGGUAGCAUUAAAGAUAAAAUGUACAGAAAAAAAAUAUAGGCAAAUUAUUUUAUUGGAAUGUACUGAUAGUGAGGGGAAAAAAAAAGUUUAUGGUGCACUUUAACUGAACAAGAGUCAAAGAUGUUAUUCAACCUUUUUUAAGGUGAAAUUUGAAAAGAUGUAAGCUAGCAGUCAAGGUUUAGGGAAAGCUCCUGUGUAACACAGGGUUGACUGUUCUGUCCUGUGACCACACUAUGUUAUUGUAGUGCUAUUUGAUGCUGUAUUAAAGAAAAUAUCUGCUGCCUCAAUA